Molecule: messenger RNA, 1593 nt
Organism: Anopheles coustani
Lineage: Eukaryota; Metazoa; Arthropoda; Insecta; Diptera; Culicidae
Product: reticulocalbin-2
Exons: 2
Coding region: 113-1108 (331 amino acids)
Cellular component (GO): endoplasmic reticulum
Molecular function (GO): calcium ion binding
Source: RefSeq, a predicted model, not a curated record
UUCCUCCACAAUCGUUGGCUACCUUCUGGUGAUCAUUCUGCGGUCAACAAGGAAUCCACGUUGAACGGAUUCUAGAUUCGCUACAGAUUCCUAUCCGCGGCAGAGGAACGGAAUGGCAAUGUGGAUUUCGGCGGUCUACAUUCUUCUGAUUGCCGCCUGUGUGCAGAGUGCAGCGACACACAAGCAUUCGCAUACGGUCAACAGGGAACGUACGGAAGAUGGCGCAUAUGCACCCCGGGAUGCCCAUCAUAUGGAAGGCGACGAACACUUUUCCGAGUUUGACCACGAAGCAAUCCUGGGCAGUGUGAAGGAGGCAGAAGAAUUUGACAACCUUUCACCGGAAGAGUCGAAGAAGCGCCUGGCUGUGCUGGUUACGAAGAUGGACCAAAACUCAGACGGUUUCGUCGACCGCCACGAGCUGAAGGCGUGGAUUCUACGUUCAUUCAAGAGCCUGGCGGAAGAGGAAGCUUCCGAGCGAUUCGACGAUGUCGAUUUGAACAACGACGAAUCGGUAACGUGGGAAGAGUACCUGCAGGAAACGUAUGGCAUGGACAGCGAUGACGAGGAAGGUGUGCGUGUAUUCGAGGAGCCACGAAACGAGGAGGAACGCAAGCUAAUUCAAGAUGAUAAGGAGAUGUUCGAUGCGGCGGACAGCAACAAAAACGGCAUGCUUGAUGCGACCGAAUUCGUUCAGUUCGUUUCGCCGGAGGAGUUCCCCCAGAUGCUACCAAUCAUUUUGAAGCAAACGCUUCGUGACAAGGACACGAACAACGAUGGCCGUAUCGAUUUCCAAGAGUUUGUGGGGGACAAUGCGAUGGACCACGAUAAGGAGUGGCUGGUGGUCGAGAUGGAUAAGUUCAAGGAGGACUUUGACAGGGAUGGCGAUGGCUAUUUGAAUGGAAACGAAAUCCUUUCCUGGGUUGUACCGAGCAAUGACGAGGUAGCUAGCGAUGAAGUUGACCAUCUCUUCGCCGCCAGCGACGACGACCAUGAUGAUCGGUUGUCCCAUCAAGAGAUUAUCGAAAAAUACGAUAUCUUCGUGGGAAGCGAAGCCACCGAUUACGGUGACCAUUUGCAGAACAUCCACCACUUUGACGACGAGCUGUAAGGAAGUCAGUCCGUUUAAGGAUUGUAAACGGUACUUUCGUAUUUUCGCGUUUAUGACACUACUCUUUUAAUUUAAGUCGAAAAGGAGUAAUAGGGUGUUUUCUUCGACAUUGACCGUAAGGCAUAACCGAGCUUUAUCUGUAGAAGAAGUGUUCCCUUUGCAUCCGUGGGAAUAUCUCUCGUACUCUCUUAUGGUUGAAUUAUACACGCGAAAUACCCUAAUUUAACGGCUCUCUGGCGCGAUUGUCUUCUAUUUAUUACGUUUUUUAAUUCGGUUCAAAAAGUAAUUUUUCAUUUAAUCUCUAUCUAGCGCAAAACUAACUUUCUUCGUAUGUGUAACGAGCUGCCAUAAAGAUAGUCAGUCGAAUGUGUAUGUCCGUAUGUUUUACGUAUGUUUACCAAAUAGUUUAGACUUUGUCGAUUUAUCAUGCUUUUUAAAUCAAUAUUUAAACUUCUACUAAACCAAAAGUUGUUGGAGUUUUUCUU